This is a messenger RNA of Ooceraea biroi (clonal raider ant), 3517 nucleotides long. It is a transcript of the gene orion, whose product is annotated as chemokine-like protein orion. The record is from RefSeq and is a predicted model, not a curated record. Lineage: Eukaryota; Metazoa; Arthropoda; Insecta; Hymenoptera; Formicidae.
AGACAGGCGUAUAACGCGAAACGCAGUCGAACGCGGUCGGUCGAUUGGUGAACGUUUCGUAUCGGUCGUCCGGUGGUGUUGCUCUCAAUUGGUGCCGAAUCAAGUGGCAGCGGGGCCGCGUUUCCCGCAUUCCGCGAAUAAGCGAGUGAUCACGGACUGUGUUAUAGUGAAAAGUCCUUCAUUUUUUCGUUCGUCUUCGCGACUUCAGAUACAAAACACUGCGGAGACAAACAGAGAAAGGAACCAAGAACCUGGCAAGCAACGGACUAUAAGCAGCAAACGAGUGACUCAUUGGCAAGCUUCGACUCCCGAGAAUGAGAUUCCUCACGUGCUUAUUGACGUUGGGAGUGUUGGCUGUAGUGGCCUUCGCCACGAUCAAGAAUGACGCGUCGACAAUCGACAGACUUAGGCAGAACUUGCUGAACUUAGAGAAAGACGUAAUAAAAGACCUGGACAAUGGGCGAAAAUGGACAAACACCGAGACGGAGGAAAAGUACCUGUACUUGAUUAAGGAAUACCAGGCAUUUGGCAAUCAAGUAGACGAAAAAUUCCCCUUGGACCGACAGGAUUACCUGCGCUCCUUGGAUUCCGUGUGGCUAUGGGCUCGAGCGAAAGUUGAGCUCGAAAGCAUCAAUGGACUGUACGAAGUAUUCAGACAGAUGCAACGUGAAAUUACCCAUUUGCAAGCGCCUAUCAAUAUUAAACAGCUAGUGAACUUCGCCGAAACAAUCCUGCGUGAUCCGAAUGCCUCGAUCCCACGAAUGAUCGAUCGCGUCGCGAGUAUGAUCAUCAAUGAGAAGCUGUUCAUCGUGGCUUUUCAGGAAGCAUCAAACCAAAUGUGCAAUGACAUGCAAUCGCCGCAGCAACUGCUGUACAAUUUGUACAAUACCGUGGCGCUGACAGAGAUUAAGGGUUACACUAUGAUUCAGUUCUCAUAUAUGAUACUUCGCUUGUACAACGAAGGCAAUAACUUUAACGAAGAGAUACAAACGCUGAAAACCCAAUAUGCAACCAGGACGUCUGAAACGUUGAGAGCCGUAAAAACGGCAAUGGCUUUUGCUCCGAGAGAUAUAUGGAAGUGCGAUCCGAGUGUACAUAAGUUAGAUGAGACUUAUACCGAAUUGAAGCAGCUGUUUCAAGGGUACAUAGUGAACGAAGUGGAUUUGAACAGCGAUAACACAUGUAAAGAGAACUGUGCUUAUUAUGCAUACACCAAAGUAUAUGGUUGCUAUCAGAGCCAGUUUUGUGCGCGACAACGCUACUGCAAUGGCAAAAUAUUGCAUUGCGAGUACAUUGAUUCCGAUAUGUGGAUCUGCCCCUCAGAUAGAGACAGCAAUAGACGAUAUGAGUAUAUAGAGUACGAAAAUGGUCUAACUUAUGGAAAGAAAGAUACAUGUAACAGAGGAACAACUAAAGUCGACAGCUGGUGGCGAUGGCUUUUCUGGCAUUGCAGCUAUUGCUUCUGCUACUGCGACGAUCAUAAUUCGAGUUCUGAACGAUACUUCAGUCUACGAUCUGUGACAUCUGAUGUCUUAAAUAAUAAAGUCAUAACAGGAAUGAGAUUGAGAAAAGUGAAUCAAAUUAUUCAGAUACAAAUCCAAGAGGGCCAGUUACUGCCACGUGGGACAAUUAAAAAGUCCACAAUCGAAUGGAAGCCUUCCGAUCACUUUUCAGUUAUGGAUGCGAAUGUUAGAAACGGCGUUGACUAUCAUAAAAUCGUGUGGGAGAAACGUGCUUUGGACCUCGACGAUCUAGUGCCACCGCAAGAUCAUCUCUUAACAGGCAUCCGAUUCCGCAUGGUUGGUAGCCGUCUAAAUUUGGAAAUUAUGGUGACACCGUUUAACUUUACGACUGGAUUGUUGAUACAACCUGAGGAGAAGAGCUUUUGGUAUAGCAAUGAUGUAACUGAGAGGACUGAGUUGACGUUUACGGAACCCGAUGUACCAAUAUACGAUGUUCUGCCGAAUGUACCGGAUUCUACGAAAAAUCAAUAUUUAAAUUUUGCUCCCAGUGAUCGACGAAAGGAUGCUGCUCAAAGUACAAUCCCUUUCCUAGACAUUCAACCAAUUAUACCAAACCCGCCAGUGCCACUCGCAGGCGCCGGAGUCUUCCACAAAGGACGAAAAGGUUCGGGAGGAUUUGUCGCUUUAAAAUUGAUUACAUAUGACUUCGCGCCACAUUUGCAAGUUGACCUGCCACCGGCGCCGCCGGUUCUCGAAGCAUCGAAUGAAGUAAAAGCCGAAUAAGAUAGAAGCAUUCGCAUUUCUCAUGCUUCAUCGAAAAAAGGAAUAAAAAAACCUGUGAUUUAGUAAGGACCUCAAUGUACGUAUCGAGGUGAACGAACGAAAACACGUGUUGAGACGUUGCAUGCUUAAUUCGAAAACUUUCAAUUUGUUUGCUGUAAUAAAUGUAAUAACGCAAGAAAAAUUUUGGAAUAUUAUACAGAAUUCAAUAUGUGGAAUAUUGUGAAACAUCUUUUUGAUAUUUAACCAUCUUAUUUCAAAACUUAAUAAUUCUUUUACGCUUGUGUAUAAUCAUGCACAAUACGAUUAUAAGAACGACUUUUUAUUCCAAGAACCAUAGAAACCGUAUUAUUGAUUUUUUUUAUUAGAUAUAUAUUUUUAGAAAUUUUAUCUAAAGACCCUUAAUAUGAAACCGACAUUUUGUAUGCAACUAGGCCCUAGUAUGUUUAAGUUCCCUCGUAUCCUCUUAUGUAUAAAUUUUUUUGCUACAUAAACAUUAUACUCAUUAUUAAUAAAUCCGUUGUUUACUAGUAUCGUAUCCUAAAUUAUUAAGUAAUUAUUUAUACCGAUCUUAAAAUCAUAUAGUUUCUUUUAAAAUAAUAUCAAUCAAUUUUUUUAUGAAAUAACAUAUUUAAGAUGCAAAUUUUAUACUUUUGUGUUAAUAAACGUAAAAUAAAUAAAAUUAAAAUGUACUUUUUGUUAAAAAAAUUUUUUAUGUUUUGUGUAAAUUCCAGAAUUAAUGGAUCUUAUUUAAGUAUAAAAUAUAAUUAAAGUUUAAGAUGUAAAUUUUGAUUUAAGAAUUUUCAAGCUCCUCUUACAUUUCUCAUUAAUAUCAAUGAAUACUUUCUUCGUAAUAUUCAUACUUUGAAUUUGUGACAUUUUAUGAAUCAUAUUUGAAGAUAUAUAGUUAAGAACGGAACAGUACAUUUUUUAUUUCUUUUGAAUUAAUCUCUCAAUUUUGUUACCAUUAUAAUACCAUACAUAUAUUUUUAUAAAUAUAUGUAUUUUACUCAUUUUAAAUUUAAGAUUAUAACAUAAGAGAAAAUAUUUCAUUAUAAAUUUGAAAUUAGAAUUAAGAUAAAAUAUUAAAACAUGCUAUAAAUUUAUGAAAAAAGAAUUUGUAAAUCGCCUUGUAUGCGUGUAGUUUUAGUUUAAAGAAUUCUAACUUUAUAAUAUUUUUUAUAUUAUGUUUGAUAAUUUGUUCUUCUUUCUGUCGUAAUAUGGCAGGUGCAUGUAAGUUUCUCACAAUAAAUUGUCAUAUUAAUGAAAAAUCU